AUGGCGAUGGACAUGACUGAAAAAGAGAUCUUGAAAAUGCAAAUAGACCAGCUGAAAAAGGAAACAAAAACUGAAAGGCAAUUGAUCUCCAAGACAGCAAAGGAAGUCAUAGAAUAUAUAGAGGCCAAUUCAGCAGAAGACCCUCUCUUAAAGCCCAUCCCAGAAGACAAGAACCCAUUUAAGGAGAAGGGAGGCUGUACAAUAAGCUGA
Molecule: messenger RNA, 210 nt
Organism: Gekko japonicus
Lineage: Eukaryota; Metazoa; Chordata; Lepidosauria; Squamata; Gekkonidae
Gene: GNGT2
Product: guanine nucleotide binding protein (G protein), gamma transducing activity polypeptide 2
Exons: 2
Coding region: 1-210 (69 amino acids)
Biological process (GO): G protein-coupled receptor signaling pathway
Cellular component (GO): heterotrimeric G-protein complex
Molecular function (GO): G-protein beta-subunit binding
Source: RefSeq, a predicted model, not a curated record